AUGUAUCCAGGUCAAACAAGACAGCAAAAUACUUAUAACGGUGGCCAAUACGCACCUCCUCAAGGCCCUCCACCUCAAGGUUUUGCUCCUCCACCGGGCCCUCCUCCAAGUGGAUAUGGUGCUCCACCGCCAGGUCCUCCUCCUAGAAGUUAUGGCCCACCAUCAGGCCCUCCGCCAAAUGUUCAAAUGCAACAACAAGCCUACAAUUCACACCAAGGUCAAUAUAGUUUUCAAGAUCCUCGUAAUGGCCAACAUACAACUUUUGAUAGACCACAAGCACCUCCACCACAACAAACUCAAGUCAUUGGUAAUGGGUACAGUUAUCAAUAUUCUCAAUGUAAUGGUAGAAGAAAAGCUUUAAUAAUUGGGAUAAACUACAUUGGGACAAAAAAUCAAUUGAGAGGUUGUAUUAAUGAUGCUAAUGCUAUGUGUAAGUUUCUUAUUGACAGAUUUGGUUAUAAAAAGGAAGAUAUUGUCAUGUUGACGGAUGAUCAAAGAGAAAUGGUUAAAGUCCCAACGAGAGCUAACAUUAUAAGGGCAUGUCAAUGGCUUGUGUCAGAGGCUAGACCAAAUGAUUCUUUGGUUUUCCAUUUUUCAGGACAUGGUGGUACUCAAAAGAAUCUUGAUGGUUCAGAAGAAAGUGGAUUCGAUAGUACUAUCGUUCCUGUUGAUUUUGAAGCAGCAGGUCAAAUUAUUGAUGAUCAAUUACAUGAUCUCUUAGUUCGUCCAUUACCACCAGGUGCAAGAUUAACAGCAUUUUUCGAUAGUUGUCAUAGUGGUUCUGCUUUAGAUUUGCCAUUCGUUUAUUCCACGAAAGGUGUUAUUAAAGAACCAAACAUGUUGAAAGCAGUCGGUUCAAGUGGAUUGAGUGCAGUCAUGAGUUAUGCACAAGGUAAUAUUGGAGGUGUUGUAUCUUCGUUAAGUGAUGCAUUCACAAAAGUUUCCCGUGGUGGUUCACAUAAUAGAGAGCAGGAAAUUGCUAGAAAUUUCUCACCUGCCGAUGUUAUCAUGAUUUCAGGUUCUAAAGAUGAACAAACUUCAGCUGAUUCGACUGAAUUUGGUGUCGCUACUGGUGCUAUGUCGUACUCUUUCAUCAAUGUUAUGGCUUCACAACCUGUCCAAAGUUACAUUUCAUUGUUGAACAAUAUGAGAGCUGCGUUGUCAGGCAAGUAUUCUCAAAAACCACAAUUGAGUGCCUCACAUCCUAUUGAUGUGAACUUGCAAUUCAUUAUGUGA
Hansenula anomala is the source of this 1236-nucleotide messenger RNA. It is a transcript of the gene MCA1, whose product is annotated as Ca(2+)-dependent cysteine protease MCA1. Gene Ontology annotation, molecular function: cysteine-type endopeptidase activity. The record is from RefSeq and is a predicted model, not a curated record. Gene Ontology annotation, biological process: proteolysis. The transcript has a single exon. Bases 1 to 1236 code for a protein of 411 amino acids. NCBI's taxonomy places the organism in Eukaryota, Fungi, Ascomycota, Saccharomycetes, Phaffomycetales, Wickerhamomycetaceae.